UAAAAAGAAAGAAAGCCCAAGUUUUUGAGCCCAGAAAGCAGCUCGUUGUUUCUUGUAUUCUCAACCCGCACUCAACAAGUAAAACAGAACCGACGGCGACGGUGAAGAUCACACAAACUCACCGCUCCCAGUUUGACACUGCUCGCGUCCCUUUAAACUCACAACACCAAAUCGUCGUCUUCUGUUUGUGUUUGUAAGAUCAACAAUGCUACAAGACAACCUGAAUGAAUUGAUUGAGAGAAAGGUCACUGUUAUGGAUGAAUUGCAAAGCUUAAGAGAGAAAAUUGAUAAUGAAGGUGCUAAAGCCGUGGUGGACAAGUUGGUAUCGCUUAAGAAGUCAUUGAAGGAGCUGGAGAGGGAAGAAAAUGAAGUUGAGUCUGUAAGUAAUUCUGCAUUGGAUGCUGAAGUUCGUGAAUUGGAGGACCAAAUAGAAAAUGGGUAUGAUAGUCAAUCACUAUCUGAUAAAUUGAAUCGGAUGUUGAGUAAAUCAGAGGAGAAAAUUGAUUUAGCUAAAAAGGAACUUGCAGCUAGAUUAAGGGCAGUGUUGGCAGUACAGCGCAAGAUUGAUGAUGUUCCAUGCCAAUCAGAAUUCGUCCAGUAUGAUCACCGGCUUUUAGAAUUGAAUGCUCAAAUUCAAGGAAAACUUCGACAGACUCGUAAAUACUAUGCCACAUACAAUGCACUUUUGGAGAUAAAAGAAAUGAUGCUAAAGGAAGCAUCUUUGCUGAAUUCAAUAAGUUCGCAGUUUCAAGAUGCAUUCACUAGCACAGAUGGUCGCAUGCAACUCAUCAAUUCGAUGGAGGGAAUUAUGAAGGGCAGUCAACAGAAGCUGAAAAAGGUAGAACAAGGGCUUCAAGAAGAGCAAAAAGUUUGUGAUGCUCUCAAAGCAAGGCAUGUUGCAGCAACUGCAGAGCAAAGACGCUGUUAUUCCCUCUUAAAAGCUUUUCAGGAGGAAUGUGCAAAGAAUGAGCUACUCCAAAAAAGUUCCAUUUAGAACAUCUCUGGAGGAUGUGAAGUGGAGACGUCCAACCCGCUCUUGCCAUUGCUCAUCAGCGGAAUGUUUAACUGAUACGACAGACUAGAAAUUGUUGUAGAUUAAAAUACAAUUCAUAGUGUCAAACAUCUUUCGUGUUGAGCUUCUUGCAUUCUGUUAUCAUUUAUGAAGGAGAUAUGGUUGAUAGUGUUGAUUAGUCUGAUACGACAGACUAGAAAUUGUUGUAGAUUAAAAUACACUACACAUUCAAUCAAUAACUUGAUUGGUGUUGUCCUAUUCUUGAGAUAAUUAGAUAUCGUUGUCAAUUCAAAA
Rosa chinensis is the source of this 1306-nucleotide messenger RNA. Its product is annotated as coiled-coil domain-containing protein 93. The record is from RefSeq and is a predicted model, not a curated record. The transcript has 8 exons. Gene Ontology annotation, biological process: Golgi to plasma membrane transport. The coding region runs from base 206 to 994 and encodes 262 amino acids. NCBI's taxonomy places the organism in Eukaryota, Viridiplantae, Streptophyta, Magnoliopsida, Rosales, Rosaceae.